This is a messenger RNA of Neohortaea acidophila, 1492 nucleotides long. Its product is annotated as aquaporin-like protein. Gene Ontology annotation, biological process: glycerol transmembrane transport; water transport. Bases 400 to 1467 code for a protein of 355 amino acids. The record is from RefSeq and is a predicted model, not a curated record. Gene Ontology annotation, molecular function: glycerol channel activity; water channel activity. The transcript is spliced from 8 exons. Lineage: Eukaryota; Fungi; Ascomycota; Dothideomycetes; Mycosphaerellales; Teratosphaeriaceae. Gene Ontology annotation, cellular component: plasma membrane.
CCGAGACUUCGUAUUUGUUGGGGGUGCGAGGACACGCGCCCGGGGCAGAGAACCGAGGUCUGAUGCACGAUGCACCCCUGUGAUUCGUGCGUUGCCGCGUGCGGAGGCCCGGUUCUCCACGUGCAAAUGUGGGUGCUCCACACUCUCGUGCUUGGCAAAUGUCCUUUCAGGGUCGUUGGAGUUGGAGUGGAGCACGGCAAUUGGUGGAAGACGGGGGGCAAAUCGGACGGAAACAAUGUCGCUAAGUCCGCGAGUGACAUGCCAUGAUUUCAUGAUUCCUACCGGGGAGUAUAAUAGAGGUCACCCUGCCGCUCAUCUCCCACCUCGGUAACCCAUCACCUCCAGGCGCAGAGCGGCACAACAAGCAUUUCUAACUAAUCACGCCAACCAAUCGACAAAAUGGGUGACAGCAACAGCAGCACCGACAUGCGCCGCCUUCAUACGAACGAGAUCGAGCUGGGUCUCGUCGAGGCAGUCCAGCAGCACAUCUCCCGGAACAUUGUCGCCGCGAAGCCCGUCUCCCAACGCAGACUCGACUGGGAGCACUGGCGCCCGCGAUGGCUGCGUGAGAUGAUUGCCGAAGCGGUGGGAGUCUACUUCUACGUCUUCCCAGGUAUUGGCGCCAUCGCCGCCUUGACCAUCAACAAGGCCGAUGCUGCGUAUGGAUCGCUCCUGCAAGUCGGCUUUGCCUUUGCCUUGGGCAUCGCUUUUGCAAUCAUCACCUGUGCCCCCGUCAGCGGUGGUCAUUUCAACCCUGCUGUAACGCUCAGUUUGGCCAUCUGGCAAGGCUUUCCUUGGAAAAAGGUCCCUCGUUACAUUUUUGCACAGAUCUUUGGCUCCUUUCUCGCUGGGUUGAUGAUGGUCGGCUUGUACUGGCAGCAGCUCUCCGCUUUUGCCGACGCCACGCUUGCCGCUGGUGGAAGCUUGACCGGCCCUGGCUCUCCUGCAUCGACUCUGUGCUCCUUCCCCUUGCCUAGCCAGAGUCUUGGCCAUUUGUUCCUUAUUGAAUGGUUUGUCGACGCCUACAUUGGCAUUCUCAUCUGGGCAUGCUUGGAUCCUGCGAAUCCGUUUGUGAGCCCGUCGAUGGCUCCCUUUGCCAUUGGUCUGGUCUACGCUGCAAACAUCUGGGCUUACGCCGAUAUCACCAUCUCCACCAACCUUGCUCGUGACUUGGGCACACGCAUGGUGGCAGCAAUCUUCUACGGCCGUGGCGCCUUCACCUAUCACAGCUACUCGUGGAUCGCCAUCCUCGUCAACCUGCCGGCAACCAUCUUCGCCACCGGCUUCUACGAGUUCGUCAUGCGCGACAGUCUGAAGAAGAUUGCCGCAGGCCACGCAUCCCACGAGGACGGAGACGAUGGCUUAGCACGACACUUGACGAAGACGGGCACCGCCACGACCAGGUCGGUACCGGCGAUGGAACAGGGCUACACUACGGCCACGGACCACGCGGUAAAGAACGUAUAAUGGAGAUUAGAAUGAGAUGGAUAUA